CAGCUCCAAUUCGAGAUGGGACAGCUUUACCUUAACAAGCCGCCCUCGAGGCACAACACCGACUGCCAGCUUCGAGACAGCCAUUGAGUACCUCUGCGGCCCUGGAGGUCUCUUGGUGAAGAUACGGGCGGUAUAGGCGCCAUUUCACCUUCAUUUCUGCAUCCGAAUUUGGCAAUCUGGUUUUGCUUAGAACAGCGCUGCCCUAAAGCGAGGGGCACUAAGCAGAGAUGCUGGUAUCGGGCUCACUGUCCACGAGCUGGACGGCCUACCUUGGCCUUUUGUCCGCUCUUUCUGCCACAUUUGUCCCGUCAGUCGCUGUCAAGGAGCAUGAUUUCAAAAAGUGCCAUCAAUCGGGCUUUUGCGCUCGUAAUCGAGCAUUCGCAGAUCACGCGCUCGCAACGACCUCGUGGCAGUCGCCUUACAAUAUCGCGCCCGAGUCCGGGUCGUUCAAGGACGGCCAGUACCAGGCCACCAUCCUGAAGACCAUCAAUGACAAAGGCGAGACCGUCCGACUUCCCAUCACCAUCUCGUUCCUCGAGUCUGGCACCGCGCGGGUCACGGUCGACGAAGAGAAGAGACAAAAAGGAGAAAUCGAGUUGCGCCACAAUAGCAAGGCGAGAAAGGAACGUUACAAUGAGGCCGAGCAAUGGGUUAUUGUAGGCGGUCUGACCCUGGACAAGGCGGCCAAGGUCGACUACGAGGACAAGACGCAAGUCACCGUCAAGUUUGGCCCGUCCUCGGAAUUCGAAGCCACCAUAAGCUUCUCUCCCUUUAGUAUCGACUUCAAGCGUGAUGGGCACACUCACGUCAAGCUCAACGACCAGGGCCUAUUGAACAUUGAGCACUGGCGGCCAAAGAUCGAGAAGACGGAAAGUGCAGCAAGCGAAGAGACUAAGGAGGGCGAGACCAAGGAGCAAGACAAGAAAGAAAAGCCUAAGAAGGAAGAUGAGAGCACCUGGUGGGACGAGACCUUUGGCGGAAAUACUGAUUCCAAGCCUCGUGGCCCGGAAAGUGUUGCCCUUGAUAUCUCGUUUGUUGGCUAUGAGCACGUCUACGGGAUCCCCUCGCACGCCGGCCCGUUGUCGCUCAAGCAGACCCGCGGCGGUGACGGCAACUACCAGGAGCCGUACAGAAUGUAUAACGCUGACGUCUUUGAGUACAUCCUCGACAGCCCCAUGACUUUGUACGGGUCCAUUCCCUUCAUGCAGGCCCAUAGCAAGGAUUCCAGCGUCGGCGUCUUUUGGCUGAAUGCCGCCGAGACAUGGGUCGAUAUCACCAAGGGCAAAGGCUCCAAGAACCCGCUUGCUCUAGGUACCAAGGCCAAGACGAGCACCCACACGCACUGGAUCUCGGAAAGCGGUCUGCUGGAUGUUUUUGUCCUCCUGGGGCCUACUCCCAAGGACCUUACGGCCAGGUACGGGGAACUCACGGGCACCACAGCCAUGCCGCAGGAGUUUGCCCUUGGUUACCAUCAGUGCCGGUGGAACUACGUCUCAGACGAGGACGUAAGGGAUGUCGACCGCAAGAUGGACAAGUUCAAGAUGCCGUAUGAUGUCAUUUGGCUGGACAUUGAGUACACGGACGAGAAGAAGUACUUUACAUUCGACAAGCACACCUUUCCGGAUCCGAUCGGCAUGGGCAAGCAGUUGGACAGCCACGGGAGGAAACUGGUUACCAUCAUCGACCCGCACAUCAAGAAUGUUGACAAUUACCCCGUCGUCGCGGAGCUCAAGUCGAAGGAUCUCGGCGUCAAGAACAAGGAGGGGAAUCUAUUUGAGGGCUGGUGCUGGCCAGGCUCAUCGCAUUGGAUCGACGCCUUCAGCCCGGCCGCGCGGGAAUGGUGGGCAUCGCUCUUCAAGUAUGACUCGUUCAAGGGCACCAUGGAGAACACAUGGAUCUGGAACGACAUGAACGAGCCGUCCGUCUUCAACGGACCGGAAACAACCAUGCCCAAGGACAAUCUUCAUUUCGGAAACUGGGAGCACCGCGAUGUACACAACUUGAACGGUAUGACGUUUCAGAACGCUACGUACCACGCUCUUACGUCGCGCAAACCUGGUGAGCUCCGGCGCCCGUUUGUGCUCACUCGGGCGUUUUUUGCGGGCUCACAGCGUGUUGGUGCGAUGUGGACCGGUGACAACCAGGCCGCGUGGGACCACCUCGAGGCGUCCAUUCCCAUGGUUCUUAGCCAAGGAAUCUCGGGCUUCCCCUUCGCAGGAGCCGACGUCGGGGGUUUCUUUGGCAACCCCGAGAAGGAGCUCCUGACGCGAUGGUACCAAACUGGCGCAUUUUACCCCUUCUUCCGCGGCCACGCGCACAUCGAUGCCCGGCGGCGCGAGCCCUACCUAGCCGGCGAGCCGUACACGACCAUCAUUGGCGCGGCCCUUCGGCUGCGCUACAGCCUGCUGCCGUCCUGGUAUACGGCCUUCCGCCAGGCGCACGUGGACGGCACACCCAUCAUCAAACCCAUGUUCUACACGCACCCGUCCGAAGAAGGCGGUUUCGCCAUUGACGACCAGUUCUUCGUCGGCAAUACUGGCCUGCUAGCGAAGCCCAUCACGCAGAAGGACAGGGUGGAGGUGGACAUCUGGAUCCCCGACUCAGAGGUCUACUACGACUACUUCACCUAUGAGGUGGUUCCGACAAGCAAAGGCAAGUCGGUCACUCUCGAUGCUCCUCUGGAAAAGAUUCCCCUGCUCAUGCGUGGCGGCCACAUCCUUGCGCGUCGUGAUAUUCCGAGGCGAUCGAGUGCCCUUAUGAAGUGGGAUGACUACACUCUCGUCGUGACCGUCGGGCGUGAUGGCAAGCUGGCGGAGGGCGACCUGUACGUGGACGACGGCGAGUCGUUUGACUACCAGGCGGGCCAGUACAUCCACCGGCGGUUCGUGUUUGAUGCUGCGGGGAAGAGCAUCGUGUCGGUCGAUGCCGAGGGCAGGAGUGCCAAGGAUGUGCAGGAGGGCGAGUGGAUGAAGAAGAUGCGCCAGGUGGGUGUGGACAAGAUUGUGAUUGUUGGUGCGCCGGCGGCGUGGGCGGGCAAGAGGGAGGUCACGGUCGAGUCCGAGGGCAAGACGUGGAGUGCCAAGAUGGAGUUUACGCCGGCCAUGAAGGGUAGAGGGGCGUUUGCGGUCGUCAAGAAGCUCGGGGUGAGGAUUGGUGCGGACUGGAAGAUCAGUUUUGCGUGAGAUGGUGAGAGCGUGCUCUGUCGACUUUUGUUGUUUGGAAUACUAGGAUUCAGAGGUUAUAUAUAUGCUUGAUUUGGUUCUGUGUACAAGCGGGUACUCUAUGUUCGUAAUGUCGAUGCCCAAGAAUAGCGGUGUUGCUUCAAGGAGUUUAAAGCGAGGACAGUUGGCACCUGUCCGCUCCCUUUGGCC
Messenger RNA from Canariomyces notabilis, 3371 nucleotides. Its product is annotated as glycoside hydrolase family 31 protein. Gene Ontology annotation, molecular function: carbohydrate binding; alpha-glucosidase activity. The record is from RefSeq and is a predicted model, not a curated record. The transcript is spliced from 2 exons. Bases 228 to 3182 code for a protein of 984 amino acids. Gene Ontology annotation, biological process: carbohydrate metabolic process; N-glycan processing. Gene Ontology annotation, cellular component: glucosidase II complex. Lineage: Eukaryota; Fungi; Ascomycota; Sordariomycetes; Sordariales; Chaetomiaceae.